CUUCUCUUCUUGCAGAGCUUAAACCCUACUGAAACUGAAGCUCUCACUGACCAUCAAUGGCGCGCUUAGCUCGAUCACUCAGAAGCCUUCUCUCUCCGUCUGCUUCCUCUAGGCCGGCUCUACUGCGGGCACAUCCCGGUCUCUACUCGCUCUCCUCGCGCUUGGCAGAGAAGCACGCCUCGGCGCCGAGUCCUUAUGUUCCCCAAGCUGCAGCCCGGACUUACAUUUCUGAAAUGCGCAAGUCCGCGUUUGAAGGCAACAUACUCAGGAUUAUCCGCAAUGAGAUUGAGUACGAGCUCGAGCUCUGUCCUCCCGCUCAGCCCGUAAACAAGUACGACUCUUUUAUUGUGGAUGACCGACCUGGGGAGCAAUGGAUUAGUUUGAAGAGGAAGUAUGGGGAUAAUGAAGACAUUGCUAUUGAAGCCACCAUGUUUGAUGGAGCCGUUCCCCUGUCGAAAGCUGCUGUUAUUGAGUCUGGAGAUGCCAUGCAGCUUCAUAUCACUAUAUUCGUCACUAUCUCCAAGGGAGAAGGUGGUGAUGUAUUGGAGUUUGUAUGCUCAGCUUUGCCUGAUAGCAUAGAAAUACGCAGGCUCUACACCCGUUCGUCGAAGAUGCCACCGCAGGUCUACCUGGGACCUCAAUUCAAGGAGCUGGAUAAUAAGCUGCAGGAGUUGCUUUACGAUUACCUGGAAGAGAGAGGUGUAAGUGAUGAACUUGCGGGUUUCUUGCAUGAAUACAUGAGGAAUAAAGAUAAAAUCGAGUUGAUCAGGUGGAUGGGAACUCUGAAAUCUUUUGUCGAGAAGAAACGAUGAUAUUGUGCUCUCUGCUUCUCUUCUUUUGCAGUAUUGUUUUGAUUAGAGAUUAGAUAACUGAGCCUCGUACGCCAUCAUAGUACAAUAUUUGUUUCAAUGGAAGUGCAUUCUCUGUCCCUGCAGGACACAAAAUUUGUAUAAGUCUGCUGAGAGUUUUUCUUUUGGUUAGUUCAUGGGACAGAAGUAGAACAUUUAUAAUGUUUGAUACAAGAAAAAUGAAUAGAAUGACAUAGGCGCUUCAUCGCA
This is a messenger RNA of Punica granatum (pomegranate), 1058 nucleotides long. NCBI's taxonomy places the organism in Eukaryota, Viridiplantae, Streptophyta, Magnoliopsida, Myrtales, Lythraceae. The record is from RefSeq and is a predicted model, not a curated record.